Molecule: messenger RNA, 4760 nt
Organism: Chiloscyllium plagiosum (whitespotted bambooshark)
Lineage: Eukaryota; Metazoa; Chordata; Chondrichthyes; Orectolobiformes; Hemiscylliidae
Source: RefSeq, a predicted model, not a curated record
UCCGGGACCAUCAGUGCAACCUGGAGACUACCAGAACAGUGGGUGUGUAAACCCAGUAAAACAACAACUGUUAUCCCGAGUGAGGUAUCUGCCCAGCUGUAAUUGUGUAAAAGUUGUGCCUUGUGGAAAGCAGAAUUGGCUGUGACCACUCAGAAUGACACGCUUACUAGCCCUGGUGCUGUUCGCAGGGAGCUGCUUUGCUCAGGAUCUCCCAUCCUUACCUCAUGGAUGUACAGAGGGAAGCUGUUACCCAGCAACCGGUAACCUCCUGAUUGGAAGAGCUCACAACCUGACCGCCUCAUCUACCUGCGGGAUGGAGGGGCCGAGUGACUACUGCAUUGUCAGCCACCUCCAGGAGGUGGAGAAAUGUUUCCAGUGUGAUUCUAGAAGGUCAUACGACGCUGUGACAAACAGGAAUAGUCACCGGAUAAGGAAUGUGAUCUCUCUGACUGAUCAGAGGGAGGAGAAGACCUGGUGGCAAUCUGAAAAUGGGGAAGAAAAGGUCAAUAUCCAGCUAGACCUAGAAGCUGAAUUCCACUUCACGCACCUCAUCAUGAAAUUCAAGACAUUUCGCCCAGCUGCCAUGUACAUUGAGAGAUCUUCAGACUUUGGCCGGACAUGGAAAGUGUAUCGUUACUUUGCUUUCAACUGUACAGUUUCCUUCCCUCAUAUCCCCACGGGCAUCCUAAGGAGGAUCGAUGAUGUUAUUUGUGAGCAUCGUUAUUCAGAUAUCGAACCAUCCACAGACGGUGAGGUUAUUUACAAAGUGCUCGAUCCUGCCAUCAAAGUGGCUGAUCCCUACAGCCUGGAGAUUCAAGGUGAGAGAAUGGAGUUUCAAUGUUUCCAGCCAGAUUUCCUUUUACAAAAGUGUAACUGCAACAAGCAUGCGACCAGCUGCCACUUUGACAUGGCUGUGUACAUCGCAACAGGAAACCUGAGUGGGGGUGUGUGUGAAAACUGUCAACACAACACGAUGGGCAGGAACUGUGAGCUGUGCAAGCCCUUUUAUUACCGAAAUCCUACAGCAGACAUCCGCUCUGAGGACGCCUGUAUCCCAUGUGACUGUGAUCCUGUCGGUUCCCUGGAGGGUGGGAUCUGUGACAGUGACACGGACCUGGACUUUGCCAUCAUUGGGGGUCAGUGUCGCUGCAAGGAGAAUGUGAGAGGUACUCGAUGUGACCGCUGCAAGGAGGGAUUCUAUGGCCUGAGCAUGGACAAUCCACACGGCUGUCAGGCGUGUAGGUGUGAUCCUCGGGGUGUUAUCAUGAGUACGGCUCCAUGUGAUGCGAUCAGUGGAGAUUGUUUCUGCAAACGCUACGUGACAGGACGUUACUGUGAUCUCUGUCUGCCAGAAUAUUGGGGACUCAGUAACGACAUGGCGGGUUGCCGACAGUGUGACUGUGACUUUGGAGGCGCCUACAAUAACAGAUGUUCGAUGGCGAGCGGGCAGUGUGACUGUCGACCCAAUAUUAUUAGCAGGCGCUGCCAGGACGUUGAGCCAGGAUUCUUCUGUAUGCCUCUGGAUUUCUACACCUACGAAGCAGAGAAAGCCGAACCACGGGCACCAACGGACCAGCUGCCGGGGGCAAUCAAGCAUCAGGUCAACGGCAACUGCAUAGAUUUCACCCUCCAGCAUGGGCUCAACAUCCAGGAGAUUGUCAGGCGGAGGAGGCAACAUCGCCAGGCGUCCCGUGUCUGGGCCUCGAGACAUCGCCACCGAAGGAUCCGUCAACGGAAGGUGUAUGUGGAAAUUGUUAACCGGAAACGGCCGCACGACCAGAUGAUCACCUGGAGUGGUCCGGGUUUCGCACGGGUCCGGGACGGAGCAGGGUUGCUGUUUCAUGUCAGUAACAUCCCGUACGCCAUGGAUUACAAUGUGAUGGUGCGCUACGAGCCUGAGUCAGCAGAAGAUUGGGAGUCAAUAAUCAGUAUUCACACUGUGGGUUUACCCAUCAGUCAUCGCUGUGGCAAUCUCCUACCUCAUGGUCAACCUUACAGAGUGGCAUUACGCCAUACAGAAAGGUAUGUUAUGGUUUCAACUCCCUUUUGCUUUGAGCCUAACAUCCGUUAUGAGAUCAGCAUCAGGUACCAGCGGCUCCAAGCUCCCCAGUGGAACACAAACAGUUACCUCUUGGUGGAUUCUUUGGUUCUAUUGCCCAAGUAUUCCGAGCUGCCAGGCUUCGCUGGCAUGGAUCCGGUUGCAGUACAUCACCGUGAGGAAAUGGUUCGGUACAUGUGCCUGGACUCCUUUAUGAUGGCCAGCAUGCCAAUGUUGGCCGAGAUGUGUGUCAGGCUGAUUUGCAGCAUCUCUGCUAUCAUGCACGAUGGCGCUCUGCCUUGUCAGUGUGAUCCACAGGGAUCCAUCAGUUCUGUCUGUGAGAAGAUGGGAGGACAGUGUGAAUGCAGGAACAACGUGAUAGGUCGACAAUGUGACCAGUGUGCUCCCGGCUACUAUGGCUUUGGACCCUAUGGCUGUUCUCCAUGUGACUGCAACCCUGAAGGCUCAGUGCACAGCAUGUGUGACCAAAUGACUGGUCAGUGUCACUGCCGGGCAGGGGCAAGGGGUCGCCAGUGUGACCAGUGUUACCCACAACUCUGGGGCUUUCCAACCUGCCAACCCUGCCACUGCAAUGGGCACUCAGAGGACUGUGACUCCCAAACUGGGGCAUGCCUGAACUGUCGGGAUAACACAUCUGGACAUCAUUGCCAAAGAUGUUCUGAGGGUUACUACGGAAACCCGGUGCUGGGCUUUGGAGAGCAGUGCAGACCCUGCCCGUGUCCCCAUUACCCAGGGAGUGACCAUUACCAUGGACUGUCCUGUCACGCAGACCUUGUUUCUGAUCAGAUUGUGUGUUACUGUAAAACAGGAUACACAGGGUCUCGCUGUGAUGUGUGUGCGCCUGGUUACUAUGGUAACCCUGAGGUACCAGGAGGGAAAUGCUGGCCGUGUCAGUGUAACAAUAACAUCGACCUGACUGAUCCUGGGGCGUGCCACCCGGACACAGGGGAGUGCUUGAAGUGUCUCUAUAACACUGACGGCCCUCACUGUGAGGCCUGUAAGGCGGGUUACUAUGGCAAUGCCCUCCAGCAUGACUGCAGGGGGUGUACCUGCAACUUUCAGGGCACACUGGAGUCUGAGUGUAAUUCCAGGGAGUACUGCCACUGUGAUCGCACAACUGGACAUUGUCCUUGCAGGGAGAAUGUCAUUGGAAAGAACUGUGACCAGUGCAGACAGAAUUACUGGAACUUUGGCAGUUUGCAAGGAUGUGAGCCGUGUAGGUGCCAACCCGAACACUCUCAAAAUCCACACUGCAACAUGUUCACAGGCCAGUGUGAGUGCCGCCCAGGACUGGGAGGUCAGACCUGCUCAGAGUGUCAGGAAGGAUACUGGGGCAAUCCUGCUCUGGACUGUCAGGCAUGUGACUGUGAUCCGGAAGGGUCCGAGAUACAACAAUGUGAUCGGUCUACUGGCCGCUGCCUCUGUAAGGAAGGCUACGCCGGCCCUCGGUGUGACCAGUGUAACCGAGGUUACCAUGGACGCUCCCCCAGCUGUACUCGAUGUCAUUCCUGCUUCGAUUUGUGGGACGAGAAGGUGAAACAGUUAGGGGAGAGGCUGCGAGCUCUCAAGGAGGCAGUGCAUCGUCUCACCAUGUCUGGGGCAACUGGAGCAGGGAAUGACAGUCUUCAGGAGCUGGAGAGGAAGCUACAGGAUGUAGAGGCGCUGCUCCACGAGGAACCUCUCACCAGUCCCAGAACUCUGGAACAGCUGAACCAGCUGGCUGAGAGUCUCAGGCUGAAUGUUGCUUGUUUCCCAGAGGAAGGCGCAGACCCAGAAAGCAUUGAGCUGUUGGCCAACAUGGUCCUGAACAUCUCGUUCCCUGUCAGCUUGCUGGACAUUCGCAGGAUCCUGCAGGACAUUAAAGACACCAUGGCAAACAUCAAGAACGUCGACACAAUCCUCAACGACACAUCGCGAAAUCUACAGCUCGCUCAGCAACUGCUGCAACGGGCUGAGAAAGUGAAGAAUCGAGCUGCAGAGGUAAAUGGUGAUGUGACUGAGGUAAAACUCAGUGUGGAAGAUGCAAACUCCAAGCUGGUGUUAGCUGAGGAAUCACUGCAAAAGGCCAGGAAUAACACUUCUGAUGCUGAGGAUUCCAUCAGGAAGCUGGACACUUUUCUUAACUUGAUUGAGAGUCAACUAAUGAAAAUGAUGGAGCGAUUUGAAAACCUGUCCAUUGGAGUCCAGAUGUUGGAAAAUCAAACCAUUGCCAACAGGAACAAGGCACAAGACUUGCAAAGUGACGUUUCUGCUAUUCGAAAGAGAACAGACCGACUGCACAAUAAUGACCUGAAGGAGGUGGAGAGACGUUAUGAGGAGCUGAGAGACAAGAUCAGCUUGCUGGGUAACAGUACUGAAGAUGGGAAUGAAAGAGCGAAGAAAAUCAAAGAGGAGGCAGAGAAACUGAGAAACCGGGCGACAGACAGCCUGGAAAAGCUGAAUGCUUUGGAGAAGAAAUUUAACAGAAAUAAGCAAGUGAUGACAGCCAAGUUAGACAUGUUGCAGGAUUUGGAACAGAAUGUCACAGAUCUGCUGGAAUACAUCCGGGAGAGGUCGCAGUAUUACGGCUUUUGCUCAUAACGGAGGCUGGGGCCGUCAGUAGAUUCUCCUGUUUCUGUCUCUGAUUCAGCUCCUGUUCCUGAAUUUCUAUUUGGCAGCUGCUAUGACAGCUGAUAGUGGUGCCUCCCCUCUGGGGUAUGAC